AUGAGUCUUCACCCAACACGUACCACCUUUAACCUAAAUAAAUAUACCCUCUCUCAGUGUAAGGGGAGGAGAUCAAGAAGAGAAUCGAGAACUUACGUUUACGCCGCCGUCGGACUUUGCUCUGGUCAGGUUGGUUUUGAGGAUGGUCAACAGAGAAGACGGUGGCGGCCGUCACGCAUCGCCGCCCUCUCCAGUGAGGUGGUCGGUUUAUGGAGAGUUAGAGCAAAAGAGGCAAAAAGGGAGAACAAGGGCUUGAGGUUGAGGAAGAAAUCUAAGAAUCAAUGGUGUUUUUUCUGGAAAUCAGUCAGAAGAGAGGUCAAUGUAUAUGUGUUGUUGUUGCAUGCUGAGAAUCCAUACAUUUAUGUUGUUGGAACUUUGGUUCUUUUUGGCCGGCCUCGAUCCUAUGGUGGUGGUAGUGAUUUUGGUGUGCUCUGGUUCCAAGAGGGAAUUUGA
Messenger RNA from Vicia faba (fava bean), 453 nucleotides. The record is from the annotation of a GenBank genome assembly. NCBI's taxonomy places the organism in Eukaryota, Viridiplantae, Streptophyta, Magnoliopsida, Fabales, Fabaceae.